AUGGCUGUUCACUCGACUUUUUCUUCCGUCUCCACCUCCACCCCGGCUUCUUCUGCUUCCUCUUCCUCGUUGCUACUUUCGAUUUGCUCCGGUUUGGGGAAAUACAAAACCACUGGCGAAAAAAGUGAUCUGAAGACCGAAUAUAUUUUUGAUAAAGAAUCCUUUGAUUGCCUGAAGGAUUUGAAAAAGAUAGUCAGAUAUGAGAUCCAAAAACAAAAUCGCAAAUUUUUGAGAACAAUUACGGAAUGGAAUGUGAUCAAGAAUCACCUGAUUCCUAUUUUUCUUGAACAUUCUCUUGGCGAAUACAUGCUAUUCCCAAACGAAGAGGGAGAUUCGCUAAAUACGGACCGCCAGAGUGUAGAACAAACCAAAUACGUGAUUUCUCCAUCUAAAUACCAACUGUCGAAAAUAAUUUGUAAGCAUGUUGAGUUACAUCAUAGUGGAAAUUCUGGUUGCCAUUACAUGGCCUAUUUCGCUUGA
Molecule: messenger RNA, 480 nt
Organism: Mitosporidium daphniae
Lineage: Eukaryota; Fungi; Microsporidia
Exons: 1
Coding region: 1-480 (159 amino acids)
Biological process (GO): DNA replication checkpoint signaling; DNA repair; replication fork arrest
Cellular component (GO): replication fork protection complex
Molecular function (GO): DNA binding
Source: RefSeq, a predicted model, not a curated record